CUAAACAUAUGUCUAAAUGUUUACUUAUUUUUGAUGAAAACGAACAAGUUUUACCAGAAAGUAAAUUUUUAGCUAAAAAAAUAUCAUUUAAAAAUAUCAACUUUUGCAAUGUUUCAAACCAAAGUAAACAAAACAAAAUUAUUUCUAAUAUUGAUUUAAAUGAUACAUCUACUGGUUCUUCAGAUUUAGUUAAGACAGAUUAUAUUUCUAGUAAUUUAGCUGAUAUGUUAUUUGAA
This is a messenger RNA of Cetraspora pellucida, 236 nucleotides long. The record is from the annotation of a GenBank genome assembly. NCBI's taxonomy places the organism in Eukaryota, Fungi, Glomeromycota, Glomeromycetes, Diversisporales, Gigasporaceae.